AUGGUUCAACGCCAUGGGGACCAGCCGUCUUUAGAAACAGAACGAGAGCCUCUUUUGAGGGACACUGCGCAGCCCAGCUCCGACUACCUCUAUCACGCCUAUCGCAGUAUUUCUGAGGAAGGUAUCUAUAAUCGAUUUAUCAAGCCAGUUCCCGAGGGAGAUGAGGAACAGAGUCUAGGAAGCGACGAAACCGAGUCGUUGAAGCAGAGCGCCCACGUGAAUGUCAUCAAGAUCAUAUCUGUCAUGCUGUUAGGCAUCUUCGUCGCACAGACAGAUACGUCCAUUCUCAUGGCAACACAUGCAAUUAUUGCGUCCGAGUUCAAGGCCUUAAAAGACUCUAGCUGGCUCAUUAUCAGUUUCUCUCUAGCUGGGGCGGCCACGCAGACUUUGUACGGCAAGUUAAGUGACAUCUAUGGGCGCAAGAGGAUGGUGAUAAUCGCGUAUACCAUGUUCAUGGUUGGCUGUGCGAUUGUCGGUAUGGGCCAGACAAUGUCGCAGGUCGUCCUGGGCCGAAUUGUAUCCGGUGCUGGAGCCUCUGGCAUGUCCGCACUCGUGUCCGUUCUCAUCACAGAUCUGCUUCCUCUGCGAGAAGUUGCUCAGUGGAGAGCGUAUGUCAAUCUCGUAGCUACCCUUGGCCGAAGCAUUGGCGGAUCUUUAGGAGGUUGCCUGGCAGAUGUCGUCGGAUGGCGAUGGUCGUUCCGCGUUCAAGUGCCACUCAUAACCCUCGCCAUCAUUCUUUGCUCAGCAUAUUUACCCAGCCACACCGGCACGCUAGACGAGACAGAUGACACCACCCAGUUGAAGAGCAAGUUCAGCCGUAUCGACUUCAAGGGCUCGUUCAUUUUCGCGGCCCUUGUGCUGGCCCUGCUUCUCCCCAUAGAGCUCGGCGGCGUCAAGAUCCCCUGGUCCCACCCGCUCAUUUUCGUCUAUCUCGGUGCCAGCGUUAUCCUUCUCGUCUUGUUCAUUGCAGUAGAAAGGCGACAGGCCGAGCCAAUCCUGCCGCUGGAGAUUUUCCACAGCAAAGACGCCAUCCUUUCGUUCUUGAUCCUGGGACUCCAAACCGCCGCCCAGUUGGGACUCAUGUUCACUGUCCCCCUCUACUUCCAAGUGACAUCCACGCCGCGGCCGUCCGCCACCGUCGCGGGCGCGCACCUCGUCCCUGCCGUUAUGGGCAACGCUAUCGGCGGCAUCAUCUCCGGUUCCGCCAUCAAGCGCUCAGGACGGUACAAGUCCCUCGUCAUUUGGGCCGUGACCUGCUCCUCCAUCGGCUAUCUUCUCCUAAUGCUGAGGUGGCACGGCAACACCAACUCUUGGUUCGAAUCGCUGUAUAUCUUCCCCGGAGGCUUUGGCAUGGGGGUCACGAACAGCGCGCUGUUCAUUUCGCUUCAGGUGGUCAUUGACCCGGCUCACAUGGCGCCUGCUGUGUCGUUCAUGUAUUUAAUGCAAACGGUAUGGAUGACGAUUGGGUUGCCGGCUGCGAACACGAUUAUGCAGACCGUGCUUCGAAGAAACCUUGAGAUUCGGCUGUUGAAGCUAGGAUAUGACAACGUUGAGGUAGCCAAGGUUUGUGCCCUGACCCUGUGCUUGUCGCUAUGUCUUUCGCUGUGCGGAAUGGCUCAAGGCUAA
Messenger RNA from Neurospora crassa OR74A, 1626 nucleotides. RefSeq lists its product as hypothetical. Lineage: Eukaryota; Fungi; Ascomycota; Sordariomycetes; Sordariales; Sordariaceae. The record is from RefSeq and is a predicted model, not a curated record. Gene Ontology annotation, molecular function: basic amino acid transmembrane transporter activity. Gene Ontology annotation, cellular component: fungal-type vacuole membrane. The transcript is spliced from 4 exons. Bases 1 to 1626 code for a protein of 541 amino acids. Gene Ontology annotation, biological process: transmembrane transport; basic amino acid transport.